This is a messenger RNA of Eimeria necatrix, 2862 nucleotides long. RefSeq lists its product as hypothetical. Bases 1 to 2862 code for a protein of 953 amino acids. The record is from RefSeq and is a predicted model, not a curated record. NCBI's taxonomy places the organism in Eukaryota, Apicomplexa, Conoidasida, Eucoccidiorida, Eimeriidae. The transcript has a single exon.
AUGGUGGCGCCUUCUUUAGAUGGCAUGGGGCCCGUCCGUGGCCCAGGGGAGGGGAGCCUCUGUGAGGCGGCGUCCGAAUCUGAGGACCCUGUGGCUCUGUUGUCGAUGCCCCCUCCCAGCUCCCUGUGUCGGUUUGUGUCGCUGCAGCAGCACCGCGCUGCUGCAGCAGGUUUGUCUGGCACUGGCAGCAAACAGCCGGCUGCUGCAGCGGCAGCUGACGGGAGAAGCAGCAGCACGACGCAGCAGCCACUUGCGCUCAGCUUCGACCCCUCCACCUCAGCGCCGCUCAGCAAGCUCUCAGUUUCUUUGCUGCCAGACUCUCUGCGGCGCCAUUUCCAGCGCGAGACGCAGCUAAGCACAGACCGGCGGCAGCCAAACUCGCAGGCAGCUUCAGCAGCUGCUUACGACUGCAUUCGCCACCCGACGUACGCUGCGCGCGUCUCUGAGCUCGCACCCCUAGCAAUAGUGUUGCUGAUUUCUUUGGUGGCCCGUUUGCGGCAGCGGCAGCAGCAGCAGCAGCAGCAGCAAGUGAUCGGCAACUGCCUCAUAUACGCGCAGCUGCUGCUGGCCCCGCCCUCGCCGUCGCUGUCGCAACAGAUGCAUGCAGGGAAGCCGUUCAUGUGCUUCUGCUGCUCUCGUCGCUUCUCCACAUCUGCUGCGAAACUGCAGCACUUGGAGAAGCACAUGCGACGACGCCUGCAGCAGCAGCAGCAGCAAAGUGGAGGCGGACGACACUCCUUGGCAUCCUCCCGCACAGCCUCCGCAGCAGCAGCAGCAGCACAGCACGCGUGGCCGGGAGUGUCUAGCUGGAUAGCAGCAGCAAGCCGUUCCUCCUUCGACGCAGACGGCGCUGCAGCAGCAGCUGCUGAGGCUGAGGCUGCCCCUGCAGCACCAGCAGACACGCCCUCAGCACUGGAGCAGCAGAUGAAUGCUGCAGUGCAUGCGCUCAGCUCACUGGGAAAGGCAGAAAUGAGACAGCACGAGGCGCAGGGGGCCCUGCAGGCCUUUCAAGAGGGCCCACUUGAGGGAACUCAAAGCACCCAGUCGGGCCAGAUUCGCUUUCCUUCCUGGCUGCCUCCUGUUGUUGCUGCUCAACUGGCGCUGCAUGCAAUGCAGACAGACACAGCUGCUGCCUCUGCUGCUUCACAGAGCGGGUCCACAGCGUCGGCUUCCUCGCAGGCAGUGCGUGAAAGCUCACGGGGGGAUUCAGGACUCGCAGUACCUGGACCGGCAGCAGCAGCAGCAGCAGCAGCAGCAAGCAACGAGCAGCUGCAGCAGCAGACGCACGCAGAGAACCUGGCGUCGGUGGCGACAGAAGUGGCGCAGCAACUGCAGCAGCACGAGACGAGACUGUGGCAGUGGUGCUUUUCAGCAGCAGACGUCAGCUGCAGCAAAACAGAACCGCUUGGGAGCCUUCCAGGGACAUUCUGUGGGAGUGGGAUUCCAGCAGGAGGAGCAGAACUUCCCGAAGAAAGCAUGAGGCGCAAGCGCGCUGUUGCUGCUGCCACGCCGCAGCAGUGGACUGCUGCUUUGCUGCAGCUCGCUGCAGCCAUUCCCACUGAGAAAGCAGCUGCUGCUGCUGUUGCUGCGGUGGGUUCGCAGACGGCGGAUUCUGCAGCGGUGGAGGAGUCAGAGCGUGUGUUGCUUGCAUUGCGUCAGUGCUCCGCGGCAGCAGCAGCAGCAGCAGAGGCAGCAGCAGCAGUCAGUCCCUCGCGAGUCCUCCUGCAAGAGGCCGAGAGGCUGCGGCGCUGCUUUUUAUGCAGUUGUUCUCUUGGCCUUAGUCUUGACGAGCAGCAGCAGCAGUAUUACCUGCGAGAUGCCGUUGCUGUGGCCCUUAAACAGCAGCAGCAGCAGCACCUGGCUGAUGCUAUCGUAGCUGCCGUCGCCCCUGCUCUCCGGGCAGCAACUGCCUCUGCAGGGAAUAGCAACAGCGGCAGCAGCAGCGAGAACAGUACCGGCGAAAAUAGCAACUGCAACAUGAGCGUUGAGAACAAGGCUGAGCAAAGUGAGGAACUGAGUUUGGGAGGGCUUGCGGCAGCAGCAGUAGCAAUGUCUACCAACCCGCUCUUGCAGCUUGUUGAGGUGAACCCUGCGGACAAUUUUUGUGAUUGUAACAGCCGGCAGCAGCAUCAGCAGCAGAAGGACAAACAACAACAGCAGCAGCAACAGCCUAAGUACUUGCAGGUGAGCUCUUGUAUCGGGGCGCAGCCUUCUGUCUUAUCUGUUGCACUCGAAGUAGAAGCAGCAGCGCUGCAACAACAGUCGGAAGGCGGGUGCCCUGCUGCUGCCACCGCCGCUGCAGCGGCGGAGGGACGCGCAGCUAGUGCAGUGGACGCGGCAGCAGCUGAAGCAGCCUACAAGAGCCUUGUGAGCAUGGAAAUGACCGAUGGGGAGCUUGAACCACUGCAGAAGGAAAUUUUAUCAUUGUUAAGGCAGCAGCUACCUGCCCCCAAGCAGCAGCAGCAGCGCACAGUAGCAACUGACCCUGAUGCAAGUAAUGCUACUGCAGCAACGGCUGCGUGCAGUGAAUUGACGCUAAAGCGGGUGCUGCCGCCUGACUUGGUGUACCUACAUCGAGAAUGCUACAUGCAGCAUCUCCAGCAGCAGAGGUCACUUUUUCAGUUGCUUCUUUUAUUGUUACUGCUGCGCCUCUCCGGCGCGCAGGAAAACAAGGAGGCCCUUCAAGCCAUGGGUCGUCUCUUGGUGCAAUUGUUGCAACAACAUGAAAGCACCAGCAAAAGCGAAAGCAGGAAGCCCCAAGUAGGACCUUCCUUGAUGGGGCAUAAUGAACAGCUUGGAGCUUCUUCUCUCAGCUUGGGAAAGCCUCUGCCCAUCUCUCGAAAGAUCCGAAGGAGAUUUUGA